UUGUGUAGUAGGAGGUUUUUGAGUAGGAGGAGGUGGAGGAAAUUGUGUAGUAGAUGGUUUUUGAGCAGGAGGAGGUGGAAGUGGUAGUUGAGGAGUAGGUUUUUUAUUAGUUUGAGGUAUAGGUUUUUGGGGAGUAGGGGGUUUUUGAGCAGGAGGAGGUAGAGGUGGUAGUUGAGGAGUAGGUUUUUGAUUAGUUUGAGGUAUAGGUUUUUGUGGAGUAGAGGGUUUUUGAGGUUGAACUGUUGGUUUAGGGGGUGAAGCAGGAUUUUGAACAGGCGUAGGUGGUUGUAUAGUGGGUUUUUGAGCGGGAGCUGGUGGAGGUGGUAAUUGGGGAGUAGAAGGUUUUAGAACAGGAGCAGGUGGUGGUGGUUGUGAUUGAGUUUUUUGAAUAGGUUGAGGAAGAGGUUUUUGUGGAGUGGAAGGUUUUUGGGCAGGAGGAGGUUGAGGGGGUAGUUGAGGACUAGGAGGUUUAGUUUGAGUUAGUGGUUUCUGUGGAGUAGCAGGUUUUUGAGUACUAGGAGGUUUAGGGGGUGAAGAAGGUUUUUGAAUAGGUUGAGGUUGGGGAAUUGAUUGAGGUUGUUGUAGUCUAGGAGGCGAUGGUAAUAGAGUAGUUGAAGGGUUGUGAAUUUCUUGAGGCGUAGGUUUCUUAGCUGGAGGUGUAGGUGAAGAUGGCUUCGCAGGAUUUACCAAUCGCGGGGGAGAUGGUGGAUCUAUUCUUGGAGGAGAUGGAAGAGUCUCCUCCAAACUUCGUUUUGGGCGACCAGAUCGUGGUGGUGACAUUAAUGUUGGUCUAUUUAAAAACCCUACAUUAUCUAGAGGAGAUGCUUCGAGCACUUCGCUUUGAUGUUGCAAAGUGGAGAUUAAAAAAUUAA
This is a messenger RNA of Meloidogyne enterolobii, 872 nucleotides long. Lineage: Eukaryota; Metazoa; Nematoda; Chromadorea; Rhabditida; Meloidogynidae. The record is from the annotation of a GenBank genome assembly.